This is a messenger RNA of Jatropha curcas, 1669 nucleotides long. RefSeq names its product bZIP transcription factor 44. Gene Ontology annotation, cellular component: nucleus. The record is from RefSeq and is a predicted model, not a curated record. NCBI's taxonomy places the organism in Eukaryota, Viridiplantae, Streptophyta, Magnoliopsida, Malpighiales, Euphorbiaceae. Gene Ontology annotation, molecular function: transcription cis-regulatory region binding; DNA-binding transcription factor activity. Gene Ontology annotation, biological process: positive regulation of DNA-templated transcription.
GACAGUCGUGGAGUCCUCUUCCCUUCCCCCCACAUCUCACAUGUCCUUUUCAGCUUUUUCCAAGAACUUUUUCUCAGAUGAGAUUCCAUUUUUUCCUGACUUUAUUAUUUUCUCAGUUUUAAGAUUUUUUUAAAAAAUAAAAUUUACCAUCAACUUGUUCUUCUUUUUUCCCCUUAUAAAUCCCUCUCUCUCUAUGUUCAAAUUCCCCUUCUCGCUUACUCCAUCCUCCUUUGUAAAAUUUUGGUCUAUCUUUUUUCUCCAAGAUAUUUUCUCAAAGCUAGAGCUUUGAACUGAAGCCACACAAAUCUUGCAUUUCCUUUUCUUGAAUCUUGAUUACUGAAUUUGGAGUUCAAGUUCUUGAAUUGUUACAAAAUCAAGAACUCAUUUCCUCUUCUUUCUUGAUCUUGAUUAAUUUGCAUUUUCUUGAUUUCUCUGUUAGAUUUAUGUUCUUGAAACUGUUUCAAGCAUAAAUCUAAGAUUUUUUGCAUCUAUUUUUUCUUUGUGGGUUUUUAAAGUUAAUCUUGAUGCUAAAUAUUUUGUUCUUGAUGUUUGAGAUUCAUGUCUCCAAUUCUCAGUGAAAUCUUUCUUUCUGGUUAUAUGAUAAAUUCUACUUUCAGGCGCAGGACCCAUCUUGUUCAAUCCUUCUCAGUUGUAUUCCUCUACUGGUUAUAUUAUGUUUCAUGAUUUUAGCUCAAAGUAAUCACAUAUUUACCCUAUAAAACCUUAUAUUAUUAAUAUUGAGUACUAGUAUUAUCUCCAUUAAUUAAUUAUUCUGUGUUUUUGCUAUUUUUCUUUCUGUUUUGGGUCCUGUGUCCUGCUAUAAACUCUCUUUUCUCUUGAUCUAACAAUUGCGCCCUUGAAAGCUCAAGUUGUUGGAUUGUGGCAAUUUGAUCUGUAACUUUUAAGAGAUUUUCUUGGGGUCUCAUGGCUUCCUCCAGUGGAACAACAACCUCUUCAGGGUCAACUUUGAUGCAAAAUUCAGGUUCAGAAGAAGAUUUGCGGGCAUUGAUGGAUCAAAGGAAGAGGAAAAGAAUGAUAUCUAAUCGCGAAUCGGCCAGGAGAUCAAGAAUGAGAAAACAGAAGCAUUUGGAUGAUUUAAUUGCUCAAGUGGCUCAGCUAAGGAAAGAAAGUCAUCAGCUUUUAACAAGCAUUAAUAUCACUACACAGCAUUUCUUGAAUAUAGAAGCUGAUAAUUCCAUUCUAAGAGCUCAGGUUGGUGAGCUUAGCCACAGAUUGCAAUCUUUGAAUGAAAUAAUUGCUUUCUUAAGUGCAAACAAUGGUUUUCUUGCAGAGGAACCAGCAGCUGAUAGUUUCUUGAAUCCAUUGAACAUGUCUUACUUAAAUCAGCCUAUAAUGGCCUCUGCUGAUAUUUUUCAAUACUAAAAGAGCAAUUAAAAGACUCAUCUCCAUCAAGAGAUUGAGGAAAAGGGAGAGAAUAGAUGUUCUUGUUCUGUUUUAGGUUUAAGAAAAAUAAUUUGGAAUAAAGAGAUUAGUACAAGUAUUAAGGGGAAAAAUGUGAUAAUUGGUCUGUAAAUGGGGUUUGCUUGUUUGCUUAAGUUAUAAUAUUAGUAUUAUUUUAUGGUUCAGUGGCUGUGUUGAUGAUGUUGUUUGUAGUUUUCUUUCUAUUGUUAUCAAUUAUGUAAUGCUAUUUCACUUUUGCUGUUUCAAA